GCAGUUUGGCAACCGCGCAAUUGGGAAAUGCAGUAUUAUUGUUUUUUGUAACCGUCUGUCAAAUGACAAUAACAGCAGCCUUCGAAAAAGCAAUCGUUACAUUAUUUGAGCUUAAUUUGUUUUAGUAUUAUUUUCUGCGAACUGACAUAUUGGUAAAAUGUAUAUAAUGUUACAUGAUCAAACGGCGAACUCGAUUCCCAUUUGUCGACUGUGCGGUGUACAAUGUCUGGAUAUAUCUUACCUUGACAUAUUUGGAGAUGCUGAGCGAUAUUUGGCUUUCGCCAUUCAAAAAUAUCUUGAAAUUGAAGUUUCUGACAAAGAAACAUAUUCAAAAAAUGUUUGUCAUAAUUGUAGUGGGAGGGUUGAGGAGUGGAGCGUGUUUUACCAUAAGUGCCACGAGGUUCAGUCCCUGUUUAAAGACCCACCUCUAAUACUGGAGGAAUCCAGGACUGUUCCAGUAGAAGAACCAAUUGUUUUGCAGAAUGAAACUAUUUCGAACCAUCUCACCAAGUUGGUGGAAGAAUAUGUACAAGAUGAUUCAAUUGUUACAGAAAAAAUUCCACCUGCAGCAGUCCUUGAGGAGGCCAUGGAUGCAACAGGAAUCAAGCCUGAAGACAGCGCAGAGACCAAUCAAGAUGAUGCAGACUCUGUUGAAGGAGAAGAUGAUCAAUUGUCUGUAACUGAAGAUGAAUUUGAAGAAGAGUUGAACUCGGAAAGUGAUGAGCACUCAGAUGACUCGAAUGAAGAAAAAAAGAAACAAACACCAAGGCACAAAAAGUUCAUGUUUAACAUCCCUUUCCUGGAGACCAAAGUUGGAAGACAAUUUACCCCUGCAGAGAAAGUUAAACUUCAAAAGCACAUCAGUAAAAGACAAAACACCCUGAUAUAUGAAAUGCUGAUUGGUGGUGGGCCCGGCCAGUUAUGGGAAUGCCAAGUUUGCCAAAAAGCCAUCAAGGGCCGAGCUUGCGAGGUGACCAAACAUUACCUUAAAAUGCAUCAAGUGCAACCUAUCUUCCCUUGUCACGCUUGUGAUUACACCAGCAGAACGGAGAAGAUGUAUCAGGCUCACCGCAUGAGUCACCUCGUCGAGUAUCCGUGUGAGCACUGCGGAAAGGUUUUCAGUCAGCAUUCACGACUUGUCUACCACAUGAAUUCGCACACGAACGAGCGCGAAUUUGAGUGCGACAUUUGCCAGAAAAAGUUUAACACUGCCCAGUACGUAAACACCCAUAAACGUAAAGUCCACGGAGACCAGGAGAAGCUCCUAAAGUACACCUGCGAGUUAUGUGGUAUGCGUUUUAAGUAUAAGAAUCAUCUGCAGUACCACCAGAAGAGACACCCCACGGACGAGAAUCCGUUGCCUUACAGUUGCAAGUAUUGCGAAGAACAUUUUAUGACACGGGCCGAGCAGCUGGCGCAUAGUAACACGGUUCACGCCGGCGAAGGUGAUUUUGUCUGCCAUCUUUGCGGGAAGAAGAUGAAGACGAUCCUGUCGUUGGAGAACCACGUCAAACUCCACAGCGGACUCAAGGAAUUCAAGUGUGAAGCCUGUGGCUCCGCCUUUGCCACCAACCACAGUCUCAAGUGUCACAAGAAGAUACACGAGAGAGGGCCGGACAACAGUUUGCAGUACGUUUGCCACGUUUGCCAGAAGCCCAUGAGCAAUAAAAGCUCACUCAACCAGCAUUUGAAGACCCACCAGAGCACGAAACCGCACCAGUGUCAGCACUGCAGCGCCUCGUUCAUCCACAAGAAUCGACUGGAGAUUCACAUGCGAAAGCACACGGGCGAGUUCCCUCACACCUGCGUGGAUUGUGGCAAGGGAUUCCGCAGCACGAGCAGCAUGAACAGUCACCGGCAGUAUGUCCACAGCGAGCGCAAGUUUGCCUGCGAAAUCUGCCAGAAAGCUUUCAAGACGCCCAGGGAUCUUAAGGUUCAUUCAACAUUGCACACGGGCGAGAAGCCCAACAUUUGCCCGAUUUGCGGCAAGGCCUUCCGGGUGCGAGCCAAUUACUUUAAACACAGGAAGAUCCACUUGCGAGCCAACAACUCUAAUCAGCCAGACGCUCAGGCAGAGACGGCGGGUGAGAAUCCGGCGGAGGAACCGGAAGACGAAGAGGAAGAAGAGGAGGAAAGAGGCGGUCAAGCCGAAGGCGAUCCCGGUGAAAUGCCGGUGGAAGAAGCCGUCGCCCAUCAUCACAGUCUCGUUCCGGCUGUGGUGGCCAGCACAACCGGAGAUUUCUUCCAGUUCGCCAACGAACAACAGUGGAUCACCUAAUAGUUUGGCUGUAGCCGAUUCUGUCCCCAUAUCCAACCCAUCUUCAGCACUUUAUACACACAAAUUUUUAUCUA
Molecule: messenger RNA, 2352 nt
Organism: Daphnia pulex (common water flea)
Lineage: Eukaryota; Metazoa; Arthropoda; Branchiopoda; Diplostraca; Daphniidae
Product: zinc finger protein 37-like
Exons: 6
Coding region: 158-2278 (706 amino acids)
Biological process (GO): regulation of transcription by RNA polymerase II
Cellular component (GO): nucleus
Molecular function (GO): DNA-binding transcription activator activity, RNA polymerase II-specific; RNA polymerase II cis-regulatory region sequence-specific DNA binding; zinc ion binding
Source: RefSeq, a predicted model, not a curated record